Messenger RNA from Rhipicephalus microplus (southern cattle tick), 336 nucleotides. RefSeq names its product RIMS binding protein (gene Rbp). Gene Ontology annotation, molecular function: protein binding. Lineage: Eukaryota; Metazoa; Arthropoda; Arachnida; Ixodida; Ixodidae. The record is from RefSeq and is a predicted model, not a curated record. Gene Ontology annotation, biological process: neuromuscular synaptic transmission.
AUGCCCCCUUGCUCGUUCUUAUCCUCCGUGCAACUUGCUCGAGAUUGCAAGCAGAGUGCGGAGCUGUCCGUGACUCGUGCGUCUCCUGCGACCACUUCGACCACGAGGGAGGUGGACCGAAUCUUGGCGAGAAUCCAGCAAGACAACCGGGUUCUCGCCGAACUCGAGAAAUCCAGGGCGACCAUCGGCUCACCGGUAUCCGUGGCCAACCUGGAGCGCCUUCGGCAAAACAUAGAAGCCGGAGAGGCCGCCAGCUACGGCGUGACGACCACGGGCGCGGACUCGCUUUCAGCCUCGGUCGCUGCGCUCCUUCUCCAGUCGCAGCUCAGUGAGUGA